UCACACUAGAUGAGGCCGAAAAGUACUUGAAUAUACAUACUAUUUAUUUUUGUUGACAAUAAUGCAAUUAACAUAAUCAAUUAAAAACCGUCUUGUUUCAAAAUCAGUAUGUGGAAAAACGAUGUAUAAGAAACUUCAUAUGAUAUAACAAGCGAAAGUUAACAAAUAAGUGAAGGCAAUGGCUGAUUUGGAAGCAGUCUUGGCUGAUGUCAGCUAUUUAAUGGCAAUGGAAAAGUCUAAAUGUACUCCAGCUGCGAGGGCAAGCAAGAAAUUAAAUUUACCCGACCCGAGUGUUAGAAGUGUUAUGUAUAAAUAUUUGGAAAAAGAAGGCGAAUUGAAUUUUCAUAAAAUAUUUAACGAAGUUUUGGGCUAUUUGUUGUUUAAAGACUUUUGUGAAAACGACUCAGAAGAACCUAUACAGCAACUUAAGUUUUUUGAACAGAUAAAACUCUUUGAAAAAACAGAAUGUUAUGAUGAGCGGAAAAAAAUGGCAAGGGAUAUUUAUGACAAUUUUAUAAUGGAGGAAAUGUUGUCCCACACCUAUGAAUACUCCAAACAUGCUGUUGCGAGUGUACAAAAAUAUUUAUUAAAAAAUGAGGUCCCGGUUGACUUAUUUGAACCAUACUUGGAAGAAAUAUUUACACAACUUAAAGGAAAGCCAUUUAAAAAAUUUUUAGAAAGCGAUAAAUUUACUAGGUUUUGCCAGUGGAAAAAUUUAGAACUGAACAUACAACUAACUAUGAACGAUUUCAGCGUUCAUAGAAUAAUUGGACGGGGGGGUUUCGGAGAAGUAUAUGGAUGCCGAAAAGCUGACACUGGAAAAAUGUAUGCUAUGAAAUGCUUGGACAAAAAACGGAUUAAAAUGAAACAAGGAGAAAUGCUAGCUCUUAAUGAAAGAAAUAUGCUGCAAGCAGUCAGUACUGGAAUUGAUUGUCCGUUCAUAGUGUGUAUGACGUAUGCCUUUCAUACGCCGGAUAAGCUAUGUUUUAUAUUAGAUCUAAUGAAUGGUGGUGAUCUACAUUACCAUUUAUCUCAACAUGGUAUUUUCAGUGAGGAUGAAAUGAAAUUUUAUGCAGCGGAGGUGAUUUUGGGAUUGGAACACAUGCAUAAACGUUGCAUUGUGUACCGAGACUUAAAACCCGCCAACAUACUGCUCGAUGAAAACGGACACAUACGAAUUUCUGAUUUGGGAUUGGCUUGCGACUUCUCAAAAAAGAAACCGCAUGCUUCAGUGGGAACUCAUGGAUACAUGGCUCCAGAGGUGCUAUCUAAAGGAACAUCAUACGAUUCGUGCGCAGAUUGGUUUAGCUUCGGAUGCAUGUUAUAUAAAUUGCUUAAAGGUCAUUCUCCAUUUCGACAGCAUAAAACAAAGGAUAAGCUAGAAAUUGACAAAAUGACAUUAACUAUGAACGUAGAACUUCCAGAAUCGUUUUCUUUGGAACUAAAGAAUUUGUUGGAAAUGUUACUUCAAAGGGACGUCUCUAAAAGGCUUGGGUGCAUGGGAAAUGGCGCGGAUGAAGUAAAAAUGCACAAUUUUUUCUGUGGAAUUGAUUGGCACCAGGUUUACAUACAAAAAUAUACUCCACCUUUAGUACCCCCUAGAGGGGAAGUAAAUGCCGCAGAUGCCUUCGAUAUUGGAUCAUUUGAUGAGGAAGAUACCAAGGGCAUAAAACUAAACGACGCCGAUCAAGAUCUAUAUAAAAUGUUUUCGUUGACAAUAUCUGAAAGGUGGCAACAGGAAGUUUCUGAAACAGUAUUUGAUACAGUCAACACUGAGACAGAUAAACUAGAACAAAAAAGAAAAUUGAAGCAAAAGCAGCACUUCGAUGCAGAUGAAAAGGAAUCCGAUUGUAUAUUACAUGGCUACAUAAAAAAGCUUGGGGGCUCUUUUGCAUCUUUAUGGCAAACAAAAUAUGCCAAGCUAUAUCCAAAUAGGCUGGAGCUACAUUCGGAAAGUGGAAAUAAUAAACCAGAACUAAUUUUUAUGGACCAAGUAGAAGAUAUAUCAUCGGAUUUCAUUCUGCACAAAAACGAGAAUUGCAUUCAAAUUCGCAUUAAUGAUGGAACCCGUGAUGGCAGAAUCAUUUUGACAAACUCAGAUGAAAUAGGAUUAAAAGAAUGGUCAUCUUCCCUAAGAUCGGCACACAAAAUUUCUCAAGACCUCUUGGGGUCAAUGGCUAAAAAAGCUGGAAAAAUAUAUGGCAGUGAAAGGGAUGUCAACAAAUCUAUGUAUAUUUUUGGUGGGAACUGCUCAACGAAAACUUCUAACGGGUCUAAUUAAUAUUUAAUUAUUUUCAGUUUAUAAGCUUAAAGAUUUAUAAUAUGUAAAAUGUAGAGGUACAUCUUAUAAAAAUAAAUGUGGAACUCCUUGAAGAUCAAACUUCGAGCUUAUAUGGUUUUUCUUAAAUACAAAAAAAAAUUGGCCCGCAGACUUUUAUAAUAAUAAUUAAAGUGUAUAAUUAAACCAAUUGAAACGUUUAAUAAAUUACUUUAUUAUUAGAUUAAUGUUCAAUGUUGGU
Messenger RNA from Drosophila melanogaster (fruit fly), 2519 nucleotides. RefSeq names its product G protein-coupled receptor kinase 1 (gene Gprk1). The transcript is spliced from 15 exons. NCBI's taxonomy places the organism in Eukaryota, Metazoa, Arthropoda, Insecta, Diptera, Drosophilidae. The record is from RefSeq and is marked reviewed. Gene Ontology annotation, molecular function: transferase activity; ATP binding; nucleotide binding. Bases 179 to 2281 code for a protein of 700 amino acids. Gene Ontology annotation, biological process: negative regulation of G protein-coupled receptor signaling pathway; signal transduction.